AUGCUAGCUUGGACCGCUCUCGUGGCGCUUGUGCCUUACGUCCUCGCAGCGCCUGCUUCGAGCGAUUGCACGGGCACAAUCUCUUCGCUCGAUGACGUCGCCGAUGCGGUUCAAUGUACGACUGUCAACAUCAACUCCUUUACGGUCCCUGCGGGCGAGACAUUCAGCUUGUCGCUCCUACAAGGAACUACCGUCAACAUGCAGGGCAAUGUCGCAUUUGGGAAUGAGACGUGGUCGGGACCGCUUUUCGAAGUCACAGGUGAUGAUAUUACAUUUAAUGGGAACGACUACAUCUUUGAUGGUGGAGGACCAUUCUACUGGGAUGGUCUGGGUACGAACGGUGGUGUCACCAAGCCUCACCCUAUGAUGAAGGUUGAGAUCUCGGGAACCAUGACAGACGUGCAUGUCGUCAACUCACCUGCUCAAUGCUUCUCUGUGUCCAACCCUGCUGCCUUGACGAUGUCUGGCACUAUUGUCGAUAACUCCCAAGGCAACCUGCCUAACAGUAAGAGUAACGGUACUGCUGCCGGCCACAAUACCGAUGGAUUUGAUGUCUCUGCGAAUGACUUGACCAUCACGAACAGCACCGUCAUCAACCAGGAUGAUUGCCUGGCCAUCAAUAGAGGGACGAACCUUGUAUUCUCGAAUAACUACUGUGCCACUGGCCACGGUAUCUCCAUCGGUUCGAUCACUUCUAACGUCAUUGUAUCUGGAGUCGUCAUUUCCGGAAACACAUGCUACAACACGCAACAAGGUUUCCGUAUCAAGACCGAUGCCGCUGCUACCAACAGCACUGUAUCCAAUGUGACUUACUCGAACAACAAGGCAACUGGUGUUUAUGACUAUGGCGUUCUCAUGACUCAGAGCUACCCCGCGUCGUUCGGAACCCCUGGAAAUGGCGUCAACAUAACCGACAUAAGCUUUACUGGAGGUGCUACUACGAUUGAAACCAACAGCAGUGCCACCAUGGUGGCAGUCGAUUGUGGCGAGGGCUCGUGUGACGGCACUUGGGAUUGGUCGGGCCUCACUGUUAGCGGCGGAAAGACGGGCGCUAUUGACAAUUGUACCGUCAUCACUGGAUUCACUCAGUAG
This is a messenger RNA of Coniophora puteana RWD-64-598 SS2, 1092 nucleotides long. RefSeq lists its product as uncharacterized. The record is from RefSeq and is a predicted model, not a curated record. The transcript has 15 exons. Bases 1 to 1092 code for a protein of 363 amino acids. Gene Ontology annotation, biological process: pectin catabolic process. NCBI's taxonomy places the organism in Eukaryota, Fungi, Basidiomycota, Agaricomycetes, Boletales, Coniophoraceae. Gene Ontology annotation, molecular function: polygalacturonase activity. Gene Ontology annotation, cellular component: extracellular region.